Rana temporaria (common frog) is the source of this 2209-nucleotide messenger RNA. Its product is annotated as gastrula zinc finger protein XlCGF17.1-like. The record is from RefSeq and is a predicted model, not a curated record. NCBI's taxonomy places the organism in Eukaryota, Metazoa, Chordata, Amphibia, Anura, Ranidae. The coding region runs from base 1 to 1092 and encodes 363 amino acids. The transcript has a single exon.
AUGGAAGAUGAGGACAUCACGGGAGAUUGUGGAGGAGAAAAGACAAUGAGCUCCACUAUGGAUGGAGGACUUCACAGUGUGGAGAGACCAUGGAAUCCUUCCGACUCUGAGCAACCUCAAACUGUGGUGGGUGGGGCCGGGAUUCAGGGGGAGGAGACAUUUCCCUGUCCUGAAUGUGGGGAAAGUUUUGGCUCUGAAGUAAAUCUGAAUCUACAUCGGAGAUCUCACACGGGGGAGCAGCUUAAUUCCUGUUCUGAGUGCGGGAAAUGUUUUCUUCAUAAAUCAGACCUGGUCCUGCAUUACAGAUAUUACACGGAGGAGAACGUGUAUUCCUGUCCUGAGGUUGGAAGAUGUUUUUCGCUGAAGUCCAAUCUCGCAUUACAUCAGAGUUUACACACAAGUGAGAAGCCGUAUUCCUGUUCUGAGUGCGGGAAAUGUUUUUUACGGAAAUCGGACCUUUUUGUACAUCAAAGAGCUCACACGGGGGAAAAGCCUUACUCGUGUCCUGAUUGCGGGAAAUGUUUUUCACAGAAAUCCAGUUUUACCAAACAUCGGCUAUUGCACACAAGCCAGAAGUCGUAUGCCUGUCCUGAGUGUGGGAAAUGUUUUUCACAGAAGGCCCAUCUUUCCAGACAUCAGAGAUUGCACACGGGCGAGAAGCCCUAUGGCUGCCCUGAGUGCGGGAAAUGUUAUCCACAGAAAUCGGACCUUCUUGUACAUCAGAGGUCUCACACGGGGGAAAAGCCUUACUCCUGCCCUGAGUGCGGGAAAUGUUUUUCACAGAAAUCCAGUUUUUCCAAACAUCAGAGACUGCACACGGGUGAGAAGUUGUACUCAUGCCCUCUGUGCGGGAAAUGUUUUUCACAGAAGGCCCAUCUCUCCAGACAUCAGACGUCGCAUACAGGUGAGAAGCCUUAUGCCUGUCCCGAGUGCGGGAAAUCUUUUUCACAGAAGGUUUGUCUUUCCAGACAUCAAAGAUUGCACACGGGCGAGAAGCCGUAUUCCUGCCCCGAGUGCGGAAAAUGUUUUGCGCAGAAGUCCUGUCUUUCCAGACAUCAGAGGUUGCACACGGGCAGAAAGCUGUAUCCCUGACCUGAGUGCGGGAGAUGUUAUACACAGAAAUCAGGCCUUGUUGCACAUAAAAGAUCUCACUCCAUGGAAGAAGUUGUGUUACUGCACUGAGUGCGGGAAAUGUUUUUUUCAAGGAAACCCUGUUCUAGCACAUAAGAGAUCUCACACAAAUAAGAAGCCAUGUUCCUGCUUUGGGCACCAGAUAUAUUUCCCAUAGAAGUCUAACCAAAGAACCCUUGAGGUGAAGGCAACGUCUUCGGUAGGAUUGGUAUUUUGCUGUACAUCAGAGAAGAAGCACCCUACUAGGAGCGUCUCUGGUUCCUAUGCUGCCCCCUUUCUGUAUCCUGGCAGCCUGCUGCUCAUCCCCCUGUCCAAUCCCCAGACUUUGUGUCAGUUGCUAGGCGACAGACCCGGGCCUGGCCGCGACGGACCCGACACAGGCAGCAACAGACCCGACAUGGGCGGCAACAGACCCGACACGGGCGGCAACAGACCCGACACGGGCGGCAACAGACCCGACACAGGCGGCAACAGACCCGACACAGGCGGCAACAGACCCGACACAGGCGGCAACAGACCCGGAACUGGCGGCAACAGACCCGGGACAGGCGGCAACAGACCCGGGACAGGCGGCAACAGACCCGGGACAGGCGGCAACAGACCCGAGACAGGCGGCAACAGACCCGAGACAGGCGGCAACAGACCCGAGACAGGCGGCAACAGACCCGAGACAGGCGGCAACAGACCCGAGACAGGCGGAAACAGACCCGAGACAGGCGGAAACAGACCCGACACAGGCGGAAACAGACCCGGGACUGGCGGCAACAGACCAUACCAACAUCUAGCUAAUGCCUACACUGGAUCCACGCUGUCAUAUCUAUUGCCUAUGCUGGGGACACUCUAAAGAUAUACCUCUGCUACUAUCGUACUACAACACUCAUCAACUGCUCUAGAAUUACCUGCUUCAUAUAUUGCUUCUACUUAGUACUAUAUUUAAAUCUGGCUUGCUGAAUACUAACCUACUGCUUGGGGGUAAAUUACUGUGUCUUCAGUUGUUCGCUGUGGAAUAUCUUAAAGGGACAUACACCCUCAACUCAGCUGAGCUAUACUUGCCUCUCUUAGGCAAAUAUUAUGUAGC